Messenger RNA from Neoarius graeffei (lesser salmon catfish), 1298 nucleotides. Its product is annotated as procathepsin L-like. Gene Ontology annotation, molecular function: cysteine-type endopeptidase activity. The record is from RefSeq and is a predicted model, not a curated record. The transcript has 8 exons. NCBI's taxonomy places the organism in Eukaryota, Metazoa, Chordata, Actinopteri, Siluriformes, Ariidae. Bases 53 to 1024 code for a protein of 323 amino acids. Gene Ontology annotation, cellular component: lysosome. Gene Ontology annotation, biological process: immune response.
CUGGUAAGACUAUCUUGGAAGACAUUUUGUACUCUGUUGUGUGUAUGAGACAAUGGUGUGCAUUCUGCUUAUGGCUCUGCUCCUACCUUGCAUUUGCUGUGAAAUGAAUCUGGACAAAUACUGGAUUUCCUGGAAAACAGAAUUCAAUAAAAAAUACAACACUGUGGAUGAAGAAGUAUUCAGGAGAUCUAUUUGGCAGCAGAAUGUUCUGGAAAUGAUGAAGCACAAUGGAGGACACCACAGCUUCACCAUGGGGGCCAAUCAGUUGUCAGACAUGACAGCAGAAGAAAUUAAUGCUAAGCUGAAUGGUCUGAAGAUGGAGAAUGUUCCUGUGGAUAUGAACGAGAACCUCACAGUGCUGAGUGACUCCCCUGUCCCAGACACACUGGACUGGACUGAAAAGGGCCUCGUCAGCCCUGUGCAGAACCAGGGUAUGUGUGGAUCAUGCUGGGCAUUCAGUGCAGUUGGAGCAUUAGAAGCUCAAAUGAUGAAGAAGACGGGUCGUCUGGUUCCUCUGAGUGUGCAGAACCUGGUGGACUGCAGUGUAAAAGAGGGGAACCACGGCUGUAAAGGAGGAUUCAUGACUAAAGCCUUCAGUUAUGUUAUACACAACAAAGGAAUCGACUCAGAAGCCUUCUACCCUUAUCAACACAAGGAUGGGUUGUGUCAUUAUUCUCCAGAAGGCAGAGCCGGCUCCUGUUCCAGUUUCAAGAUUCUUCCUCAUGUUGAUGAAUCUGUCCUGCUGAACACAGUGGCUCACAUUGGACCUGUUUCUGUGGGAGUUGAUGCUCAUCUGGCUUCAUUCCACAGAUACAGGAGUGGGAUUUAUACAGAUCCCCAGUGUGACUCUCGGACAGUGAAUCACGCUGUUUUGGUGGUUGGAUAUGGAACUGACGGAGGACAGGAUUACUGGCUGGUCAAAAACAGUUGGGGUACUGCAUGGGGAGAGAAGGGUUAUAUCCGGAUGGCGAGAAACAGGAAUCAGUGUGGAAUUGCCAACUUUGCCAUUUUCCCAAUUGUCUGAACUCAUCCUCCAAUUUACUUCUAUUUUUCUUGCAUCAUGCUCUCUUUGAUAAACUUCUUUAAUUACAGUGAGUUUUGUGUUGUGUCUUCUGCUGGUGAGCUAAGCAGUAGUUUUUUGUUUUGUUUUUUUACAGAAGGAAAAAAGGCCUAUUUGUAUGUGCACUUGUAUUGUGUACUUUUAUUGUUUGUCAAGAUUAAAACUCACAUUUCACCAAAGCAUUUAUCAUUCUCUGAUUUUAAAAUGAUUGUAAGCAUUUUGGUUCAAUCAAUCCGUU